AUGCGCUCUGUCCUCCACCUCCCCCGCUCCUUCCUCCUCACCCGCACCGCCGCCCCCUCCGCCGCCACUACCCGCGUAACCCUCUCCGUCUCGCGCCGCCGCUCCUUCACCCGCAGCCUCGCAACCCCCUCCACAAGCGGCUACGGCGAUGCCGACCAGACCGGUGAGUCCGCCCACCCCGAACGCGCCGGCUCUCGCCCCCGCAUCGACACCGAGCACCCCGGUCGCGAGCCCGUAGACGGAGGCAAGGGCACCGGCAGCGGCGGCACCGCCGAGACCGGCAGCAGCAGCAAGCACAGCACCAAAUCCUAUGGAAAGGGCUACGGCGAGGCGACUAGCGAUACAUCGCACGGAAAGGGCUGGUCCGAAUAUGAUGACGACCGGGCGGAGGGGGACAGCGCCGAGGUGCAGCAGCAUAACCGCGAGAUGGACAAGCGCUAUGACCAUAAAAAGACAGGACCUGACGAGAAGGUUGGGAAGGGCUUCUGGAAUGGUGAGUGA
Messenger RNA from Morchella importuna, 501 nucleotides. RefSeq lists its product as uncharacterized. The record is from RefSeq and is a predicted model, not a curated record. The coding region runs from base 1 to 501 and encodes 166 amino acids. The transcript has a single exon. NCBI's taxonomy places the organism in Eukaryota, Fungi, Ascomycota, Pezizomycetes, Pezizales, Morchellaceae.